GAACACCCAACCGGACCCUCUUCAGUUUCCUUCUCCGUUCUGUCGGCAACACAUUGAGCGAUGAAGGCCUUUAGGCAUACAAGAAUAGUAUAGUUUUUGGAGUAAAGUAAGGUCGAUGGCGUCGUUUAACAAUGGAAUAUAUAUUGAAAUUAUCUUUCGACUAUCUUGUCCUGCAUACCUUUGAGAAUACACAACUUAUAGACAUGCGCCUCCCUAGUCAUUAAUCGCUGUAUAGGAUGUACACAAGGCCCUGAGGUGAAGGCUACACCAUGGGCAACCAGGACAACCUUGAAGAGGUGUUCGUUGCAGUCAUUCGCCCGAAGAAUCAAGUCAGCUUAAGUUCAAAGGAAUACAGAGCAAAGUCAUAUGAGAUCCUGUUGAUAGAAGUACCACUGGAGGGGAAAGAAAAGAAGAGAAAGAAAGUUCUUCUAGCAGCAAAGAUCCCUGCCGGGGGAGACAGAACAAGAUCUAUUUUGAAUUAUGUAGAUGAGAUGACCAAGACCAUAUCCAAUAACCAAGGCCUCAUAGGGAAGCGUGUGGUGCACAUGAAGAAAUUCACCCUCAAUUCUGACAAUGAAGGCAAAGAGGUCUCCCUCUUUAUCGUGCCACUCGGUGUCAAAGACAACAGCAAGCCCUGCUACACGGCGGGGAGCCCCAGCUUCUACUGCCUUCAGGACAUGAUGAGGGUGUGCAGUGAGACCAGUGCCCACUUCUCCUCAGUCACCUCCAGGAUGCUGCUGGCCUUAGACAAAUGGCUGGCGGAGCAGCACACCGUACCCCACGCCAUCCCGGCACUGUUCCGGCCGGCGCCGGUGGAGAGGGUGAAGACGACAGUCAGCAACCCGGCGUACGCCAGCGGGCCUGAGCGCGGGCCCAGCGAGGAGGAGGGGCUGCACAUGGGCUACACCGCCCUGGAGGUCCGCAGCAAGAUGAUGUCGCUGGAGAAGGCGGACGUGUGCGUGUUGAACCCGCUCUACGGCUCGGACCUGCAGUACACCAACCGGGUGGACAAAGUGAUCAUAAACCCUUACUUUGGACUUGGAGCUCCAGACUACUCCAAAAUCCAGAUUCCUAAAAGAGAAAAGUGGCAGCAUGGACCUAACAGCGUUUCAGAAGACAAGGAGCGGCAGUGGGUGGACGACUUCCCCCUCCACCGCAGCGCCUGUGAGGGAGACACUGAGCUGCUCACCAAGCUCCUCGACAGCGGCUUCUCCGUCAAGCAGCUGGACAGCGACCACUGGGCGCCCAUCCACUACGCCUGCUGGCAUGGCAAGGUGGAGGCCACCAGUCUGCUGCUGGAGAAGGGGAAGUGUAACCCCAACCUGCUCAACGGACAGCUCAGCUCCCCGCUGCACUUUGCAGCCCGCGGGGGACACUCUGAGAUCGUCAAGCUCCUGCUGCAGCACUCUGAGAUAGACCGGCACAUCGAGGACCAGCAGAAGCGCUCCCCCCUGCAGGUGUGUGAGGAGAACAAGCAGAACGAGUGGGAGGAGACGGUGAAGUUACUGCAGCAGGCCAGCACCAAACCUUACGAGAAGGUGCGCAUCUACCGCAUGGAUGGCUCCUACCGCUCGGUGGAGCUGAAGCACGGCAACAACACCACGGUGCAGCAGAUCAUGGAGGGCAUGCGCCUGUCGCAGGAGAGCCAGCAGUACUUCACCAUCUGGAUCUGCUCAGAGAACCUCAACUUGCAACUGAAGCCGUACCACAAGCCCCUGCAGCACCUGCGCAUCUGGACAGAGAUCGUGACGGACCUGACGGUGCUGGACCCCCAGAGGGAGAACCCCCAGCUGUUCCUGCGGAGGGACGUGAGGCUUCCCCUGGACGUGGAGAAGAAGGUGGAGGAUCCACUGUCCAUCCUGAUCCUGUUCGACGAGGCCCGCCACUCUCUGCUCAAGGGCAUGUUCCCCUCCCCGGACAGCAAGCUGAUCACCCUGGCCAGCCUCCUGCUGCAGAUCAUCUACGGCAACUACGAGAGCAAGAAGCACAAGCAGGGCUUCCUCAAUGAAGAAAACCUCCGGUCUAUAGUUCCAAUGUCUAAAGUGAAAAGCAAGGCGUACCAUUGGACCAACAGGAUCCUUUACGAAUACAAGGCCCUGAGCACCAGUGAGGGUGUGAGCAAGGAGAUGCACCACCUACAGCGGCUCUUCCUGCAGAACUGCUGGGACGUCCCCACCUACGGGGCAGCCUUCUUCACAGGGCAGGUGUACACCAAGGCCAGCGCCAGCAACCACAAGGUCAUCCGGGUGAUGGUGGGCGUCAACACCAAGGGGCUGCACCUCAUGAACAUGGAGACCAAGGUGCUUCUCAUCAGCCUGGAGUACGGGGGGUUCAUGUGGCAGCUGGGCCAGGCAGACCUAUACUUCCAGAUCCACAGCGUGGAGAACAAGAUGAACAUCAUCGUCCACACAAAACAGGCCGGCCUUAUUGUGAAACUUCUCAUGAAGCUCAGUGGACAGAUGACUCCAAAUGACAAGAGCCUUUCGGACAAGUAUGCCUAUGGUUGAACUAUAGGGAACGACAUUCCCCUGGUUGCUAUGGACCAACUGGUCAUUGUGUGUGUGAAAUAGGCCCAUCCUAUAUACAGUGUGUGUGUUUUGGCUGUGCUUGAGUUGUGUGCUCUGAAUUGAUGUGCUUGUUAUGUAAAAUGUCAUGUAAAUAUGAUUAUUUAAUGGUUAAUUUUUUUAUUUUGUUAUGAUUUAUAUAUAUGGUAUGUACUAAACAUAAAUAUUAUUUUGCUGAA
Molecule: messenger RNA, 2743 nt
Organism: Gadus morhua (Atlantic cod)
Lineage: Eukaryota; Metazoa; Chordata; Actinopteri; Gadiformes; Gadidae
Gene: krit1
Product: KRIT1 ankyrin repeat containing
Exons: 17
Coding region: 270-2507 (745 amino acids)
Biological process (GO): cell redox homeostasis; negative regulation of angiogenesis; regulation of establishment of cell polarity
Cellular component (GO): plasma membrane; cytoskeleton
Molecular function (GO): protein binding
Source: RefSeq, a predicted model, not a curated record